AUGUCGUUAAAACUGGGUGGUCAGGAUAUGAUCCUCCUGAACAGCCCCGAAGUAGUCAAAGAUCUCAUCGAGAAGCGAAGCAACAUCUAUUCGGCUCGUCCAGAUCUCUACAUGCGCGAAUUCGGAGACGGCUUGAACAUUGCUCUACGGGACAACGACGAAACAUGGCGACGCCAACGCAAGAUGUACCACGUCCGUCUCAAUGUGAAAACGGCAAACAACUAUCUGCCCUAUCAGAUCUUUGACAGUGUGCAGCUCAUGCAUGACAUGGUAGAACAUUCCAGCAACUGGGUUGGCAACCUACAAAGAUAUACGGCGAGCAUCGCAUCUACAGUCCUUUACGGCUGGCGAACACCCAAUGUGUAUACGGGAUAUGUCAAGGGUCUUAUUGAGGUAAGCCUUGUGCCCUUGGCUAUCCCAGUCGACUUUUUCCCCUUCCUUCGUCCCUGGUAUCGGGUGAUGCCAGUCUGGAUGAGCUCGUUCAAACGCGCGCUUUCCGAUAUUCAGAAACUUGAGGAUCGGCUUUUCUUCCAACUACUCGAAGGGGCCAAGGAGAAGAUCGCCUGUGGGAAGCGAUAUCCCAGCUUCAUUCGGGACAUGCUCAUUGACAAGGACGCCGACCACCUCACAGAAAGACAAAUUGCCCAUAAUGCAGGGCAUGGUUUCGGCGCAGCAACAGACACCACUUGGAAUACGUUGCUAGGCUUCGUCAAAGCGAUGGUCCUUUUCCCCGACGUGCAGCGAAAGGCGCAGGAAGAGAUCGACCAGAUCAUCGGCGCCGAUUGUAUGCCUUCCUGGGAGGACCGGGAACGCCUCCCUUACAUCCGUGCUGUGGUGGAAGAGACCCUGAGAUGGGCACCGAGUCCGAUCAGCGGCGCCGUGCCACAUUCGGUUGUCUGCGAUGACAUCUACAAAGGCAUGAAAAUCCCCAAAGGCGCCACCAUCAUGAUGAAUAUAUGGACCUUGAACCACAACACAUACGAAAACUCUCGUACUUUUGAUCCCACCCGUUUCAGUGCAGAAGCGACCCUGAAUGAGAACUAUGGCAUCAACGCCGACUCGCUCAACCGACCACACUUUACUUUCGGUGCGGGGCGGCGAGUAUGUCCUGGAUUUCAUGUUGCGGAACGAGCCUUAUUCUUGGCCAUCUCGCGAUUACUAUGGGGCUUUGAAUUCCACCGGGCAGUGGACAAGAACGGCAACCCCCUUCCUAUCAACCGUGACGCCGUGACACCAGGCUUCAUUGUCAGGCCAGAGGCUUUUAAAUGUGACAUCCGACCCCGAGGACCGGAGCGCGUCGCCUUGAUCAAGUCAGAGUGGCAGAAGGCUCAGACAAGGCUGGACUCGGAUGGCAAUUUCAAGGAGGAGUUCUUCCAAAACAUGGUCUCCAAGAAGGAGCUCCAGUCAUGA
This is a messenger RNA of Cladophialophora immunda, 1410 nucleotides long. RefSeq lists its product as uncharacterized. Gene Ontology annotation, molecular function: oxidoreductase activity, acting on paired donors, with incorporation or reduction of molecular oxygen; heme binding; iron ion binding. The record is from RefSeq and is a predicted model, not a curated record. The transcript is spliced from 9 exons. Bases 1 to 1410 code for a protein of 469 amino acids. NCBI's taxonomy places the organism in Eukaryota, Fungi, Ascomycota, Eurotiomycetes, Chaetothyriales, Herpotrichiellaceae.